AUGAAAGUUGCUUUUACUUUAUAUUUUUUAAUUGUUUUUGUUUCAUUUGCUUCAUGUGAUAUCUCUGCAUUAUUUGGUCCUGAUAUUCAAAAAAAAAUUGAUGAAGCUAUUCCACAAGAAGCAAGAAAAUUUUAUAAUGAUUUAACUGCAAAGGAUAAAAAUAUUUUUUCAGAAAUUAUUGGUAGAUUAAAUGAGUUUAAUCAUUCUAGUGAUAUUUUACAUGCACUUGAAGGAAGAUCUUCAAUUUUAUAUAAAAAGGCAGAAGGAAUGAUAAAUUGGUAUAAGGAAACUUAUGAUGGUUUAAGUGGUAAAGCAAAAGAAUUUGUUUCUGAGAUUAUAGAAACAGGAAAAAGAAUUAUUGGAGGUGGAAUAAAUUUACAAAAUAUUAAAUUAGAACUUAACAAUCUUAUAAAUGUUUAUCGUCGUCUUCCAGAUUAUGUUAAAGGAGAACUUGAUAAUACUUUUCCUAAAAUUUCUGCUCUAGUUCAUAAUGACAUUCUAAGUACAAUGGCACGAUCAUUACUUGGAAUAGGUAAUGAUGAUCUUUCUAAUCAAGAAUCUAAUGAUAACGAUGACGUCAUCCGCCCAACAACUAAUAAUAUUAUUAAUCCAACUGAUAAUAGUAAUGGUGAUGAUUCACAGAAAAAGUCAGAUAUUAAAACUACAUCAUCACCUGAUAACAAUGAUAAAACAAUUCCAGGAGAUGAUAUUGAAGAAGCAGUUGUCAAAAAAGAAAUUGACUUAAGAAGAUAUAACAGAAUAUAA
Molecule: messenger RNA, 765 nt
Organism: Strongyloides ratti
Lineage: Eukaryota; Metazoa; Nematoda; Chromadorea; Rhabditida; Strongyloididae
Product: Nematode fatty acid retinoid binding family-containing protein
Exons: 3
Coding region: 1-765 (254 amino acids)
Molecular function (GO): lipid binding
Source: RefSeq, a predicted model, not a curated record